This is a messenger RNA of Mangifera indica (mango), 961 nucleotides long. RefSeq names its product protein PYRICULARIA ORYZAE RESISTANCE 21-like. NCBI's taxonomy places the organism in Eukaryota, Viridiplantae, Streptophyta, Magnoliopsida, Sapindales, Anacardiaceae. The transcript has 3 exons. The record is from RefSeq and is a predicted model, not a curated record. Gene Ontology annotation, molecular function: metal ion binding. Bases 149 to 841 code for a protein of 230 amino acids.
CUUCUCACGCACCAACCCAAUGAUUCCAUCGUUUUUAAACCUCUUCGUCUUCACGCGCAAUUUGUCUUAAUAUACUUAUCAUUUCACACCAUAUUAAAUUAUACAUUCAUCUCUCUUCUUUCAGAUCCGAGCACUCACAGUCACAGACAUGGCAGCAGAGGUUACGACAAUGGUGCUGAAAGUUGAUCUCCAGUGCCACAAGUGCUACAAGAAAGUGAAGAAGGUGCUUUCUAAAUUUCCCCAGAUACGAGACCAGGUUUAUGACGAGAAGCAAAACACAGUGACGAUCAAAGUUGUGUACUGUUGUCCCGAAAUAUUGAUGGCAAAGAUAAGCAGCAAGGGCGGCAAAUCGAUCAACAGUAUCGAAAUCAAGCCACCAUCAAAGCCUAAAGAGCCCGAGAAGAAGACAGAAGCAGAGAAGCCUAAAGAGAAGCCAGAAGCAGAGAAGCCUAAACAGAAGCCAGAAGAUCCUAAACCCACUAAGCCAAAAGUUGUCAUUAUCGAGCCACCGAAGCCACAACCAGCCAAGGCGACUGAAGCAGCACCACCAACCCCCAAGGCUCUUGUAACAGCACCAACCCCGGAGGCUAUUGUUGUAGCACCAAUCCCCCAGGCUCCCGAACCGGCACCGGGUUACCCAUUUGGCGUGUACUACAAUGAGUAUUAUGGGGGGCCAUUUCAACGGCUGGGUUAUGAAAGACUUGUGAGUUAUGAUGGUUAUUAUGGACGGCCAGUUUAUGACAGUUGGGGCGGCAGUGGUGGUGGCUGGAGUAGAGGUAAUUACAGUGGUCGUGGGGAUUACUUCCCUGAAGAAAAUCCUUCAACUUGCUCAAUUAUGUAAUUGAUGCAUUAAUUGUUAUCAAUAUCAAGUGUGUUUGCGUCUUGAGUUUUUUAUUAAAUGUCAAGUUUUUGAUUUUCCAUUGUAUUAUGAAAUUAAAAUUCAGAAUUGCUAUUACAAGAA